CUCUGUAUGUGUGUCUGUCUGUCUUUCUCUGUAGAUUUGUUAUGCCUCUCUCUAUAUGUGGGCUUGUCUGUGUGUGUGUGUGUGUGUGUGUGUGUCCGUGUGUGUCCCCGUGUAGAAUGGAGUUUGUUUCCGGAUGGCAAGAAGAGAGACAUCGGUUCUUAGUGGAAAUUUAGCAAACUGAAUGAAAGCUGCUUUUGUGGAAAGGGCCACUUGUUAUAAAGUGAAGCAAGUCCUUGUCUCUCAUUGUAGACUCCAGCCUCGAGUCUCUUUAAUGGCCAGUCUGGUUUGUCUUGUUUGCAGUGAGAGAGAGAGAGAGAGAGGUUAAAAAAAAAGUAGAAGUUUACUGUUGCUUCCCAGUGGUGGUUGGGGGAAGGGUUUGCAGGAUCUAGUUCUGGUGCAGUUUAAAUGCCACACUUUAACCUGGAAUGUGAAGAUCGACACCCAGAUUCAUUUAGCCUUCAAGUUAUGGAGAGAUGUCGAUGUGUUUUGGAAGUUGGGGAGAGAAAGAGUUUAAGGCAUUCACAGGAUAUCCAUUUACUGAGCUGUAGCUGGGCUUUCACAGGGACAUGUUUAAUGCACUGUUGGUCACGCCCCUACGUCUGGUGUUCAGGUUUUGCCAGAUCCCCAACCGUUUGUAAGCAUUUUUUUCCACAGCUGUUUAAAGAGACCAUUCACCCGCAGGUUGCAAAAGAGGCUUUGGUCUUCCCGAUGUUACAGUACUUUUUCUAUCUGUAAAUAAGGGAGUGCAUCGAUGCAGCAUUAAAGAGAGGCUCCCUGCCCUCAGGUGAAGUCUUGCAACACCCCGGGCUACCUACCCCACUUCAUCUCCAGUGCUCCUUCUGCAGGUUUCUGUGAAGCUGUGAUGGUUGUUAAGAAAAUGAUUCAUGAAAACAAGUCUGGAAAGGUGCACAUCUACCUUUGCAAGGUGGCAGAGUCGGAAAGACAGGGAAAGGCCAAAGCAGAAACUCAAGAAAGCCACAGAAUCGUUGAACACAGUUGUUAGCACAGUUACUGUAACAACAGAAAAGACUUGCACAACUGCUAGCAGCAGCAGCAGUCGCAACUACAUGUCAGGGACCUUGAGAGGUUUGGAUGAAACCACAGCUCCCUUUACCAAUAAACAUUUCCAGGGAGCAUCUGCACCACACGUGAGCGGGAAGGAGACGGCAGAGGUCGCCAGGUCGGAGGUCAAAGGGAAGAAGGCUCCCAGUCAUGGCUCCGGCCAAAGGGGACGAAAGCCAGGUGGUGGGAAGAGCACGACCAGUGUUGCCACUGUAUCAUCACCGAGUCCAUUUCAGCAAGGCAGUCUCCUGAGCACCUCCAGCAGCUCACUGCAGCCUUCCCAGGAGGUUGGAAUAUUUAGCAAGCCUGAACUACGAGGGGACACUUACUCAGCAGGUCGCAACUCCUCGCAGAGCCCUGCCUCCUACGACACAACGAAAGGGGACGUUUUUGGCGCAGAAGGGACCCUGUCGGGCUUUAACUCUUUGAUCCGCUUCACCUCCCCUCCUCCGGUCCAGAAGAAAGCCCCUGAGAGCUCGCCCGGGGACUUUAGGACUUCCAGUGGGAUGGGCGGCCCUUCAAGCGGAGGAGCUGGCUACAAGCGACCUCAGCCGGUCGCCGGGAUGGAAGAGGAAGAGACAGUGAAGGAGAAGAAGCACAAGGCUAGCAAGAAGAGCAAGCAUGGUCGGGGGAGGCCCAAAGGGAGCAAAAACGAGAGCAACCCAAGUCUGGCAAUCCCCAUCUCCCUCAUUACAUCAUCAGCAACUGACCCAAGUGGAUGCAUCACCAGCCCCGCACUCCCAAAGUUAACAGCAUCAACAAGCCACAGUGGAGCUAUCCCAAGUCUAUCAAUAGAACCUUCACUUCUGGGUUCAGCGAGUUCCCAAUCUCGACCAGGCUGUCCCGGGUGGCGAGGGAGCCACAGAGUGGAAGCGAGGGACUUUCUCACAGGGAAGGAGAGACGCUUUGAGGGUGUCUAUGCGAAUAAGGAAAUUCCCUUAUCGCUGAGUGGUGGAAUGUUAGGAACCGGAUGCAGCACGCCACUCUCAUCCAACAUCCUCCCCCAUCACCGUACCACCCACUUGAUGCACCUCAGCCGACCGUCGUUGCCUGGGAGCAUGACUGCUACCGCCUCCAUCAGCUCCUCACAGGUGUUUUCCUUACCUGGUUCAUCGUAUAAUCUCACUCCUUCCAAUGUCUUUGGAGGUCCGAUUACCCCUGGUUCAUCCAUUACUUCACUGUUGAACCCAGUGGAAAGCAGUCAAACCGAACCAGAUCUGGAUGACAACGAUUGCAGUUUUGUCUGCAGAGGAAGUUCUUCCAGGGGAAGUCUAUCUCCAACCUCACCCAUUGGUGGCUUGUCCAUCCUCUACGAUCAGGCCAUACCCAGUCAGCUGGAGAAUGUACCACAAACAACGUCCAACAUAGAGGAGCUCCUGGACAAGCACUGGAGUGGAGAGGGAGGCAUUGACAUUGUGGACAUGUUAAAAUCGUUGCACCUGCUUCAGUUAGAUAAUCGGCGUUUACAGGAACAGAUCAUGAAUCUCUCUGCAAAGAAAGAGCGUCUUCAGCUGCUGAAUGUCCAGCUUUCCGUCCCUUUCGCUAGUGUAACAUCCAGCAAUGGCCCCUCCUCCCAGGCACAUUUAAUCACCUCCCAGAACGCUUGCAGCUCUGAGCUACUGAACAGCAGUAAGAGUCCUCCUUCAAAGAGCAGCUUCAUGACUGAGAACUCGCUCUCCGCAUCAUCAGAGGAUCUCCAUUCUGGUUGCCACAGUAGAAGCAGUUCAUCUUCGUCCCUACAGAGUACUCCCCCUCCUGCACUGCCUCCACUGCAGCAAAGUCCGGUCUCACUCCAGAUCCCAGGGAUGACUGGAAUGCAGCAGCAGGUCAAUGGCCUGACCAGGACCUGCAUGGGAAGUCUGGCCGCUGGCGUUUCCAUGGCAACAACCGCAUUCUCUGCCCUGCCGACGAUGGGCGGGAUGAUGGGAUGCCCUCCAGGGAACCAAUUGGCCAGCAACGGUAUUGUCGGUCCUUUGAAUGGUGUCAACCAAUCGUCUGCAUCUGUGGCAUCGAUCCAUAACUCCCUCCCACAUUCGUCUGCAUCCCUUAAUGUUCCACCGUCAACCAGCCUCUGUAACAGUGGCAUCUCCAGAAUGGGCCAAAUACCUGACCAGCAAAGACAGUUCCUGUACCAACAACAGCAGCAACAGCAGCUACAGCAGCUACUGACCUCCCAGCAGCUCACUCCGGACCAGCAAGCAUUGGUUUAUCAGAUGAUGCAACAGCAGCAGCAGCACAGACAGCGGGAACUCCAGCGGCUACAGAUGUCUGGAACAUCUCAACUCCCCGUCAACAACCUUGCACAAGGAUCUCCAUCCCUGCCUGUUCACUCGGGCCCAAACAACUCUUUCCUUUCUGUUCACACCGACAGCAGUGUACAGAAAGCUCAGAGGUUGAAUGAUAAAGUCAAUCAGGAGAAGAGCUGACGUCCUGCACCGCAUCGUGUCUGCGUAUUGGGCGCAACAGUGUUGGACCUUGCUCCUUCACAACGUCUUUCCUUGAAGUCAAAGGUCAUGGGUCAAGAGUCGAACAGCCUUGGAUAUCUGCUGCUGACUGACGGUCUCUUGCGCGUGAAGACAAAACAAGCUGGAAGCACAGGGGAACUCGUUGCAUCUUCUCAGGAAAAGACAAAUAAUGCUUCUUCACGGGGUGAGGUGAGGAGUACUGAAGCUUUUUGGCGUCUUUAAUCAAUCAGCGGCAAGGGGCUGUCCCUGAUCUGUAGCGAGUCAUUGGAACCCGAGCAGCAGAAAUUCAACGUCGCUGUUGUGGUGGAAAUUAGGAAAAUGGAUCAUUGCUGCUGUACAGAGACUCAAAGAACUACCUUUACACACAAAGUCAGAGGAUGGAAGCAACUUUUAAGAUACCAUCCACCAGUCCGAGUUUGGUUAGCAAUAUCUGUGGUAUCUGAGUGACUAACCUUUCCUUCGCAUUGUCUUUUGUGUCAACUAUUGUAACUUAAGUUUUCUUUUUUGUGUGUGUGGAUAUUUGUGUUCUCUCUCAAUUUGUGACACAAGCCCCUGUCAAUGGAGUGGGAUCUGUAGGAUUAUUAUCUUCAAACAGGCAAAACUGUGAGGCGGAGGAUGGUUUGGGUUUGUUGAAGAGAGAAGGUUGUUGCUGUAAGCACCCUGAACUUGGAUUGAGAAAUGCUCCCCCCCACCAACCUUCCAGAUGAACUACAACCCAAACUGACCCAGCAAAAACAUCUGGAAUUGGGAGUGCUUGAGCCACUUUGCCAGGGUGUAUCAGAUGUAGACUUGUGUUUAUACUGUCCUGUACCAUGAACUCCAGAUACUUGCCUGGGAUAUUACGGGGAUGUUGGCAAGCAAUAUUUUCCCACAGGGAGGGUAUUUUAAUUUUAUUCAUUCGACAUUUACUUGUCCCUUGAGAAGGUGUCAGUAAGCUGCCUUCUUGCGUCUGUGUGAUGAAAGUGCUCCCCCAGUACAGUUGGGUAUCGCAUUCCAGAGUUUUGACCCAGUGACGUUCUAUUCCCCUACCUCUGGGUAGCUCAUAAUACAAACCACCUUUAACAGAUGCUCAGUAACUGCUAACCUAUUCCUUUUAAAUAGGAGAAUAAAGCAGCUAUGGGAGGUGAGAAUGGCAUUCAUGGAAUAAAACGAUGGAGAUUUAAAAAACAGGUUUCCUCAGAUGGAAAGUGCUGGAAUAAAACUAGAAAAUGCUGGAAAUGCACUGCAGGAUCAGAAAGAGAAAGUUUUUUUUUUAUAAUUGAGGGUCUCAGCCGAAACAUGAAGCUAGCUUUCUCUUUUAGACACUGAGCAGUCUGUAGAAUUUUUUAUCACUUUGUAAGAUGAGUCUGGAUCAGGUGAUUGGCUUCCCGGUGUGCCUUGUUCUUCAGUUCGAAGGUAAAAAAGAGUAGGUCAAGACUUGGGUGGUAAUUGUUCACAUUCCAGAUUUGUUCUGUGGAUCUCCACUCACCUCAGUGUGGACAUUCUUGCCGACCUCCAUGAAGCCACAUUUUUUCCACUUGCCCUUUCUUCAACAGACUUAGAACUAUAAACUGGGCCCCAUACACCCCGCCACAACUCCCCCAUCACUGAAAGUGUUAAUUCAGUCUGACAUUUCACUGCAUUUAUUUUUGAUUGACCACUGCAUCCCCGCAGAACCAUGCUGCAUUUUUGAUUGUUUAGCACACUGGUGGGUCAGGUCCGUCAUUUCACCAAAUAGGAAAUUAUACCGUCUGUGCAGAAGCUCUCAGUAUUUAGGGGAAACUGAUUCACAGGCUACCUGAGGGGGCCUGGAGUUUGGGGCUUCCACAGAGACCUGAGCCUGUGAGCACCUCCAGGGAAUCAGGAGGCUGGGAGUUCCUAGGGGAUCAAGAAUUUGGGGGCUCCCACGAAUGAGGAGGGGUCUGGACUGCUCGAGGCUGUGUUGGCAAAACUCAGCAUUUUGAAGUGGCGGAGUUAAAUUUUUGUCAGUUGACCUUUCGAUCUGAACUGAGCUACAGCUGGUAUAUGAUGUUCUACCGUCUCCGUUAAUAACUCAAUGAGCCUGCUGUACCAUAGCUGUUAUCACAUUGUAUUACUAAUUGGGUGAGCCUCACCAGCUCCAGUCCCGCUACCCGUCCCAUAGCCAGCAACAAGCUCGGGAGGAAGAUUGGUCAGUCGGCCAGGAAAUCCUGCUUUAUUUUACUUAUUAAAACAUUGUUGCGGAUCAUUCCAGCUGUGAAAGGUGAUGGAUACCCAGCAAGCAAUCCAUUUCAGAUGGGCUGUCGGCAGAUGGUGCACCCUUUGCUGGUGGCUGAAGAGGUCAAUACUUGAGAGGCAGAUUCUGCCCACAAGUGCCGUACAUGAAGUUACCAAGUGUCGUGAGUUGUUGGGUUUUCAGCGUUGGUGUCUGUUGUCGGGUCGCUGUAGCCUCUGGUCAUCGUGGUAGCACACACCAGCUCACCGGAGACAUCGCUGUUUUCCUCUGUCAUCAGCUAGAGACUCCCAGGUGUUUUAAUCAAUGUUUCGGGCCUUCAUGUCGCUUCACGCGAGCAUCCUCGAUGCGGAGCUUUGGGCGUCCCACUGAUUGUCUGGCUCUGGCUGCCUCGCCCCACUUGAAGGCCCUUGACUACGAGACCGCCUUCCAUCCUGUGGACGGGCCUGAGUCAAGGAAGCCGACUCCGCCUGACGAGGGCGAGCAAAUUGGGAGCGCUCCGCCUUUAAGAGGACUGCCACCGUUGUGAUUUGUGUGACUUUUUGAAAAAGAAAGUCUUCCAAGUGUUGCUGUCAAAGCCUCGAGCCGACCUCUCGAGUUUGUUCUCUCUGGCUGGCGUCAGCCGUCCAAGACCCAGGAUGUGCCAUGGGCCUUGCUCGUAGCUGCAGCUCGCUAAGGAAGAUUGUUGUAGGAGGAAAAAAUAAACUUGUAUUUCUACAGUCGGCAACUAGUGAUGAGUUUCCGUCCAACCAAAUCAGUGAAAGAUUCCAGACUUUGGAUGAUCUCAAAAAAUCAGUGAAAUCAGUGAAAGAUUCCAGACUUUGGAUAAUCUCAACUGAUGUAUUGUUGGGUAGUAUGGGUUGCUGAUUUGUGUUAUGUCUUACAGAAAAAUACCUUGCACUUUAUAUGGAAAUCUGAAUGCUAUGCAUCAUUGAUUGAGGAUAAUUUCUUCUUGAGCUUUUCCCUUCAAGCCCCCAUUUGAAGGGAAGACUCCCAAUAGGUUCUAAUCUUGUGCUGUUACAGUUGGAGAGCAGGAAUAAACUCUGCCCUGCGAGUGCUUUGAAUUGUAAGAACAAUAGGUGGCAUUACAUUUCCGAUUCCCUUACCGUCAGCUGUGAUCAUUACCAAAGGGCCCAGCCAGGGUUGCCAACCCUUCAGGAUUUCCCUAGAGUCUCCAGGAAUUGAAGAUGAAUCACUUGCUGUGAACAUACCCAGGAGAAAAAUCAGCAGGCUGAGCUUUUCCAAAUUAAUUUUAUUUGUACACUUCCAUAUACUAGUUAUAAAAGCAAAAUUGGACAUGGGAAGAAAGGACUGUUUGACUGACAGUCAAAAGUCACCCAAGCGGAUAGCAAAGAGGCUAUUAGCUUUCUGAUUGUGGGGGGAUGUGCUGUUACAAUGGUGUUAAGUAGCCAGUGGCAGGAGCGUGGGGAAGGAGGCGGUUUGGAGGCUGGAGGUCAUGUGAUGAAAUCUCCAGAAAAAUGUCCAAUCAGAAUUGGCAAUUCCAGUGAGAUGUUUCCCAAAUUCUGCUGGACAUGCAAGAAGAAUCUUUUCGAGCGUGGCAAGUUCUGCCAAAGGGAUUACAUGUACUUUUCAUGUAAAAAAAAACUAAAAAUUAGCAGCAGCUUUAUCUGUAAACCAUUGUAAAUACAAUCUGCAGGAUCUGUAUAAAAGAGUAGGUGCUAUUGAGGGAUGCUGCAAUAAUGAAGAGGCAGUUGCAUGGCUAAUCCUGCAAAUGAGGAAGAUGGUGAAUUAGAUCUUCACAGUUAUAUAUUGGUAGAAAAUUCCCCCUUUAAAAAUCACCAUCUAACCACUCUUGCUGGAGGAGGCAUGUGUGUGUAGGAGAUGGACCUCAGCAUCUUCGAGUAGAGAGCAAGGACACUUGUUUGCUAUGGCUGUUUCCACCAUCUUCCCAUUGACAGCUUUGGUUUUUGAAUCAAGUACACUGGAUCAAUACAUUGUUGAAUGUGAGUGCUGUCUUUUUCUUUAGCUAUUUGAACCUCUGUGGGUGUUCAGAGAGUGGUGCAUUUUCAAAGAUAAUUCAGAAAGCUGCAGCUGGAUCCACAAUGGGCUUUGCCAUCAAAUCAAAACUUUAAGUGACUUUAAUUCUGUCUGAGAAAACUUGAUUAAUUGGUGACUUCACCCCUUUGAAGUAAAACAUUGUAAGUCAGUCAGAUAUAAUUACAGCCUUUUGUAUACAGAAGUAAUAUGACCCAUUCUCCACUUCACACUGAUAAAAUGAUGGUUGUGCAAUUUUGGACAGGGGUUUUUUGAUAUUUAUACUGAGAAGAACGUAACUUGGGUGAUGUCAGAGGGAAGUUUUCUCCUGCACACUAGGUUCAUCCAAAUUGUAAAGAUGCUCUUUACAAAAAGAGGCUUAUGAUUUGAUUAUGUGGUCCUAGGAUGGCUGAUUCUCUAGGAGUCUCCAGGAAUUGAAGUUAAUCUGUAGGACACUGUUGCAAGCAAAACUUUUUGGGUUUUCUUUAAACUUUUUGGUUUAUUGUUUAUAAAAGUAUUAGAGAUUGAGUGGGGUGAAGCUCUUAUGAUUGAAAGUUAGGAAUCAUCACAAGCAAUCUAUUCGUUUCUUCAAUUAGUUGGAGAGGGCAGUCCAUUGUGAGGAUGGACAUGUCAGCAAACCAAUGGCAGGAAAAUAGGGGCGGGCCAAUUGGUGUUAGGCCAUUUGAUGAAAUCACCAGGAAUAUGUCCAAUCAGAGUUGGCAACCCUACAUGUACCAUGCAAAGAGGAAACCUCCCAUGGUCAGGAGCUGGGAAAAUGAAGAGGUACGUUCGUAAUCAGUGUACAUAUCAGAAACACACCACCAGAUCUUUCAAUGCCAUGUGUCAAUUUGGUUCAGGAGAUGGGUGGAGGGGAGUGCGUUUCUGAUUGUAAUUCUCCAUUGCUUUUAGAAGUAGGUAAUCUAAUAAAGGUGUUGGAGUGGGGACCGACUUGGAUGAGCGAGUUUUGGUCUCCAUUGUAAUUGGUUAUUGUUUUCCUAUGCACUUUUCAAACAUGGGAGCGCUGGGCGUCUUGUGAUUGGCAGUCAUGUGACGCGCUGUAGUCUGGUUUAGCUGUUUUUGGUAGAGUUUGUGGCAAAGUCAUAUAAACUGGUAUUAAACCGUAGCUGCAGACACUUUGACACAUGAUGUAGCAUCAGGAUACUGUGCAAGUAAUGUAAAUAAUUGAAGAAAAAGCGUCAUUGUAAAAACUUUUCCUUUUUAGAUUACAGCACAUUUAUAAAAUGUACCAUGCUUUUUUAAAAAAGAAACUUUUUUAACAUUCAA
Molecule: messenger RNA, 8997 nt
Organism: Carcharodon carcharias (great white shark)
Lineage: Eukaryota; Metazoa; Chordata; Chondrichthyes; Lamniformes; Lamnidae
Product: protein AF-10-like
Exons: 16
Coding region: 885-3488 (867 amino acids)
Biological process (GO): regulation of transcription by RNA polymerase II
Cellular component (GO): nucleus
Molecular function (GO): histone binding; nucleosome binding
Source: RefSeq, a predicted model, not a curated record